AUGAACAACUCCAUUACAUCUUGCAAGGAUAACUGCACUAGCUUGCUCGUGUCUCUGUGGUCCUUUUCUCUUUCGCUCCCUCUUUGGUGGUAGAACAUGCCAUUUAAUAUGGUACACUUGUCACAGACCUAGGCUUGUAUAAAGCUAUCCUCCUUAGUCCUCAUUCUUGCAUAUCAAAAGUAAAAGAGUUGUUCUACUGUACUCGGGUAAUUUCUACUAAUUAUCUCCAUGGACAGCCUAUUUUCUACUGGUUCUUUGGUGACUCUGAGUCUAAUACUGGCAUUGACCACUGUUGCUCCUCAAGCCGAGGCUCGGGCGUUCUUCGUUUUCGGAGAUUCAUUAGUAGACAAUGGCAACAAUGACUACCUGGCCACCACGGCCCGUGCGGACUCACCGCCUUAUGGCAUUGACUACCCGACUCACCAACCCACCGGCCGCUUUUCUAACGGCCUCAACAUACCCGAUAUCAUCAGUGAGCAAAUGGGUGCUGAGCCCACAUUACCAUACUUGAGUCCGAUGCUCACCGGAGAGAGACUUCUUGUUGGUGCCAACUUUGCCUCUGCUGGGAUUGGUAUCCUCAAUGACACCGGGAUUCAGUUUCUGAAUAUAAUCCGAAUUGGAAGGCAGUUGGAGUAUUUUCAACAGUAUCAGAAUCGGGUGAGUGGUCUUAUUGGACCUGAGCAGACUCAACGACUUGUUAACCAAGCACUUGUCCUCAUCACCCUUGGUGGCAACGACUUCGUCAACAACUACUAUUUGGUUCCACUCUCUGCCAGAUCUCGCCAGUUCGCUCUGCCUGAUUACGUCCCCUUCCUCAUUUCCGAAUACAGAAAAAUUCUAGUGAGGCUGUAUGAAUUGGGAGCUCGAAGGGUUCUAGUUACAGGUACAGGACCACUGGGUUGUGUGCCAGCAGAAUUGGCCCAGCGGAGCAGAAAUGGAGAGUGUGCAGUUGAAUUACAGCAAGCUGCAGCCUUGUUCAACCCACAACUUGUUGAAAUGUUAGGCGGACUUAACAGUGAAAUUGGAGGAAAUGUCUUCAUAGCUGCGAAUGCCAUGGAAAUGAACAUGGAUUUCAUAUCUGAUCCUCAGGCGUAUGGAUUUGUGACCUCAAAGGUAGCUUGUUGCGGACAAGGACCCUAUAACGGGCUCGGGCUAUGUACAAGGCUCUCCAACCUGUGCCCAAACCGAGACAUUUAUGCAUUUUGGGAUCCAUUCCAUCCAUCCGAAAGGGCGAACAGAAUCAUUGUGCAACAGAUGAUGACUGGCUCCUCCAAGUACAUGAACCCUAUGAAUCUCAGCACCAUCCUGGCCUUGGAUUCCAAGACCUAAUAUUGUCCUUCUCUUUUAUUAAUUUGUGUUAUCUCUUCAUGAUGACUGUAUCGUACUCAAUUCAAGUUGUUUGUUUGUUCAAAUGUCAUGCAGUUAGAGCAAGCUUGUGAUGUUUAAAAGGCAUAUGUACUGUUCAUUGAGUGAUCAUUGGAAGGUUUCAUCAUCAAAAAUAGUUG
Molecule: messenger RNA, 1505 nt
Organism: Ilex paraguariensis (yerba mate)
Lineage: Eukaryota; Viridiplantae; Streptophyta; Magnoliopsida; Aquifoliales; Aquifoliaceae
Source: the annotation of a GenBank genome assembly